Molecule: messenger RNA, 2541 nt
Organism: Siniperca chuatsi (mandarin fish)
Lineage: Eukaryota; Metazoa; Chordata; Actinopteri; Centrarchiformes; Sinipercidae
Gene: chaf1b
Product: chromatin assembly factor 1, subunit B
Exons: 15
Coding region: 112-1866 (584 amino acids)
Biological process (GO): nucleosome assembly; DNA replication-dependent chromatin assembly
Cellular component (GO): CAF-1 complex; nucleus
Molecular function (GO): protein binding
Source: RefSeq, a predicted model, not a curated record
UUACGUCCAAUCACUGCAGCCCACUCGACCGGAAGUUUUGAACGAAUCGUACGCGGGAAAUUACUGAUCGCUUCAGCUGGACAACAGAGGAGUGUUGGAUAUAAAAAAAAAAUGAAGGUGGUAACGUGUGAGAUUGCAUGGCACAACAAGGAGCCAGUCUACAGUCUGGACUUCCAGCACAGUUCAGAUGGACGCAUUCAUCGGCUGGCCACAGCUGGAGUGGACACAACAGUCAGACUGUGGCGGGUAGACACAGGCCCAGACGGGAAGGCAGUGGUGGAGUUUCUGUCUAAUCUGGCUAGACAUACCAAGGCUGUCAACGUAGUGCGCUUUAGCCCUAAUGGAGAGCUGCUUGCCUCAGGAGGAGAUGAUGCAGCAAUUCUGCUGUGGAAGCUCAAUGACUCUAAGGAGCCUGAGCAGGCACCCAUGUUCCAGGAGGAUGAAGAUGCUCAGCUCAACAAGGAGAGCUGGUCUGUGGUCAAGACACUAAGGGGACACAUAGAGGAUGUGUAUGACAUCUGCUGGACACGGGAUGGAAACUUCAUGGUGUCUGGGUCAGUCGACAACACUGCUGUUAUGUGGGACAUCAACAAAGGACAGAAGCUGUGUAUCUUGAAUGACCAUAAGAGCUACGUGCAGGGGGUGACCUGGGAUCCUCUGGGGCAAUAUAUAGCCACUCUCAGCUGUGACAGAGUGAUGCGUGUGUACAGCACUCACACCAAGAAGAAGGCCUUCUGUAUCAGUAAAAUGAGCUCUGGGCCACUUGCAGAGGGAGAGGUCAAGCAGUACAGAAUGUUCCACGAUGACAGUAUGAGGUCGUUUUUUCGACGUCUUUCAUUCACACCAGAUGGGUCUUUCCUGCUCGCCCCAGCUGGAUGUGUGGAGAUUGGAGAAAACAUCAUAAAUACCACCUACAUCUUUUCCAGGAAGGGCCUCAAGAGGCCGAUUGCCCACUUGCCGUGUCCAACUAAAGCUACGCUGGCUGUGCGCUGCUGCCCCGUCUACUUUGAACUGAGGACCAAGAAGGGAGAAGAUGGUUCUGUUCAGACUCUUCCCAAUGUAUUCCAGUUGCCGUACCGCAUGGUGUUUGCUGUGGCAUCUGAGGACUCCAUCUUCUUGUAUGACACGCAGCAGACCCUUCCUUUCGGCCUGGUGUCCAACAUCCACUACCACACACUCAGCGAUCUUACAUGGUCUCGUGAUGGUUCCUUCUUGGCUGUGUCCUCCACAGACGGCUACUGCUCCUUCCUGUCCUUCUCUCCUGGGGAGCUGGGCACUCCGCUGAAGGAGCCCCCCACCCUGGAGGUCUUUGCCCCAAACAGUAGUGUUGAGAAAAAGGGAAAGAAAUCAGCCAGGACCUCAUCUCCUGUGACCCAGCCACAAAGCUCAGCCCCGACUCCCACAUCGCAAACCAGCCUUUGCAAAGAUGCCCCCUCUGUCACCCCUCCAGAGGAGAAGAAGAGCACCCCCAGUGCCAAGUCUAAACCUCAGCCCCGUAGGAUCACCCUCAACACCCUGGAGGGCUGGGGGAAGCCCUCUACCCCUAAAGCCACAGUUCCUUCAGCACCUCAGACCCCAACAUCUGCAAGCACAAGCGCACCCUCGACCCCCCAACCCUGUGUCGCCCCUCUCACUCCUACCAACUCCUCCACAAGCCAGCCACGCAUCACCCCCCUCACUCCCUCCACCCCUAAAGUUCGCAACAGUGCUGUUACUGCUGGGCCCACUACUCCUAAGGGUACCACCACCCCAAAGGGGCCCACCCCAAGGAGAGUAUCUUUGACUCCCGUUGCAUCCCGAUCUCCAGCUGUUAGUUCACUCUUCCGCACUCCUACCUCCACCGAGAAGGCCAAACAUGCGAUGUAGCCAUGUUCACAGAUCUCAGCAAUUGACUUGAACGUCCUUCUCCUCCCACUGAUCCAGUGUGCCAGCCUCCAGAGUCUAAACGGCCAAAGACCAGUGAGCCCCAGGCUUAGUGUUUACUGGGAACAGCGUGGUACUGUGAUAUCAGAAAAGAGUACAUAUGGCAGAGGGUGAAAGUUAAAGAAGCUUCUGUACAAAACCACUGAGGCUCCCCAUGGAUGUAACACCAUAGUGCAAUAGCAUUGUGUUUGGGUUGAUAUUGUCUGUACUUGAUCUAACUAGAUGAAGCUUUAACCUCACAUAAUGUACUCAGUUCCAAAACAGACUGCAUUGCAGUGUCCUUGAAUGAAUUCUUAUUUUAGUCGUGUGUGUGUGUGUGUGUGUUUUGUAUCAUACAGUAAGAAGGUAAUGAGAUAAUUUUAUUAUAUUUGAUUUGUUUGACAUUUAGAUGCUGUUGUAAAAAAGGAAAGUUCUCUCACUUUGUAUCAAGAACAUGUGAUUGUGAAACUAAAACUGUGCCCGAAACCUGAAGAAAAAACCAGCACUUCAAGGUUUAGUGCCUUGUGAGAGCUUUGAAUAUACAACCUAACUCUUAAUUUGCUGCUUAAAUGAAAAGCUCAGAAUUGUCAAACAUUUAAGUCUUUUUCUCAUUGUCUAAUAAAGAACAUUUCAUAUACA